Messenger RNA from Drosophila navojoa, 867 nucleotides. RefSeq lists its product as uncharacterized. The record is from RefSeq and is a predicted model, not a curated record. Lineage: Eukaryota; Metazoa; Arthropoda; Insecta; Diptera; Drosophilidae.
UUACACGUAACUGAUCCAAAUUUUUAGUUGAUACGCGACCAAAAGAUUUCGUUUAACUUGUUUGUUUACCAACCCAAUUUUACGCUAGCAUCAACAAUACAAAUUUCUAGAGUCAUGAACAAUGAACAUUCUUAUCUGAGCGACAUGCAGCAGAACUGUAAACUGUAUGGGAUGGUUGAGAUUGACAAGCUGCGGUCCGUGUGGAAGGCCCGCAAGUUCGCCAUCCAGGUGCCCGACGCGAUCGUGCAGAGCGGGCUGCUGCCCUCGAUCUUCGACUGGGCGCUGUUGGGGCAGCUGAUGCCGGCGGAGCAGGCGAGUGGGGAAUCGCUGCUGCAGCAGCGCAUCAACGAUCUGGAGCUGUUGAAUAGCUUGACCACGUCGCUGCAGCGCAUCCAGAUAGUGCCGGAGAUGGGGCUCGAUGUGGACGUGAUUAUGGGCAGGCCCAGCUACAAUGUGCUCGUCCAGGACGACGGCCGCAUAUUGGUCAAGGAGCUGCCCAGCCUGCAUAUCCAUGUGCAUGCCGGCGAGACGCGAGCCGCCGCUGGCCAGGACUGCGACAUGCCGAACGAGGUGAACAUCAUGGCCAUCGAGCAGCGCAAACAGAUGGCCACGCUCGUCACCCACAAGGCGAAGCUCUUCACCAGGACCCUGACCAUGGCCGACGGCUCGAAAAUUGCCGAGCCGGAGGAGCUGCCGGAGGAGCGGCCCAAAUUGGGCCACGAUCCCAUCGAGGAGCUGAUCGAAUUCGAGGAGUUUCUGGAGCGCACCUGCAGUAUGUCUGGGCACCGCAACCUGCUCGAACAGCAGCUCGGCCGCAGAUACCAACAACAGCAACAGCAACAUGCAGUUGUACGAAUACUGAAUGCU